Messenger RNA from Perkinsus marinus ATCC 50983, 207 nucleotides. RefSeq lists its product as hypothetical. Lineage: Eukaryota; Perkinsozoa; Perkinsida; Perkinsidae. The record is from RefSeq and is a predicted model, not a curated record. The transcript has a single exon. The coding region runs from base 1 to 207 and encodes 68 amino acids.
AUGUUCGAUGGCCUUAUGGGUGGUCUUAUUGCUAUUGCUAUCAUAUUCUUCAUAGCAGCUCUAAUCAUUGGGUGGCUCGGAUGGGAGAGACGGCGUCAAAUCAAGUACGAGGAGAAGCAACUCCCCGAGAAAAGCUUUAUCGAUGAGGAAGCGUCCCAUGCCUCAGAGAAUGAGCCCCAAAAUAAGCCCACUAACAUCACAGCUUAG